Emiliania huxleyi CCMP1516 is the source of this 783-nucleotide messenger RNA. RefSeq lists its product as hypothetical. Lineage: Eukaryota; Haptophyta; Isochrysidales; Noelaerhabdaceae. The transcript has a single exon. The coding region runs from base 1 to 783 and encodes 260 amino acids. The record is from RefSeq and is a predicted model, not a curated record.
AUGAGCAUCCCCACGCCAGGCCUGUGCCCGUCGCCGGCACCGCUGGACUUCUUCUCGCCGGUAGCCGACGACACGGGAGACGCUUUGCUGCUGCUGCUACUCGACAAGGAGGACGUCUUCUGUAUCGUAGUCGCGCAGGCGCUCCGCGACACGCUGAGCUGGAAGUUCUCGGCUAAUGAUCUCGAUGCUCUCAGCAGUCGCAGCGGUGAACCGCCUCGAGAGCUUGACCAGAUCCUUUGCCCUCUAAUUGCAACCUGCAAGCGCUUUCGCACUUGCACUUGCAUCCCACACCCACUCACUUUACGCGAGGCAUACGGCAUUGCGGCCGAGGAGGAUCAGUUCGGCUUGACAUGGCCACUGCCGGACACGCCGCUGGAGCGAGUGAGCUGGCAGUACUACACGCAGUACUACGAGGUGCCCAUUGCGCCGCAGCUGCGCAAGGCCAUCGAGCAGCUCGCGACGCGCAUGCAGGACAAGGAGAUGGCUGCCAGGGAGCAGUACGGCAAGGCGUACGACCACCUCUGGCGCAUCGGGUGCGAGGCCAUCGCAAUCGAGGACAGCGUGUCGGAGGACCGCACCGCAUGGCGGGACGGGCGCGCCAUCAUGCUGAACGCGUCCACCACCUCACGCAACUACCUCGUCGACCGCGUCGCCGAUUCGUCCUACAUCAAGCGAUACGUCAUCGAUUCGGGCCGCUGGCUAGGGCUGCCGUUCGCGCCCCUGUGGGACCAACCGGGCUGUGACCGGGUGUUCUGGUGUAACCGUGUCGAGAACGCUCGGUAA